Spizellomyces punctatus DAOM BR117 is the source of this 1599-nucleotide messenger RNA. RefSeq lists its product as uncharacterized. Gene Ontology annotation, cellular component: nucleus; cytoplasm. The record is from RefSeq and is a predicted model, not a curated record. The coding region runs from base 38 to 1576 and encodes 512 amino acids. Lineage: Eukaryota; Fungi; Chytridiomycota; Chytridiomycetes; Spizellomycetales; Spizellomycetaceae. Gene Ontology annotation, molecular function: GTPase regulator activity. The transcript has 4 exons.
GCAUAGAUCAGUUAUUUUCAUUUGUUCAUUCGCACCUAUGGACCAGCUUUUUGCCAGUCUUGCCAUAUCAGGAGCGUCCCUGGUCUCGAAAGCUGCAUUUUCCUAUUGUCAAGGAUAUGCAGUGAAACAAAUCUCGACAUUUGUGCAAAAUACGACUGAUAAAUCUCGAAAAAAGGGAAAACUUGCACGACUGCAAACCAUCCUUGAACGCAAGUUGGCAAUCGUGACGCCAGCAAUUGAUACAUGCGAAAUAUUGGCAGCUCGAGGCAAUACGAAUCUUGAAGCAGUAUUGGAAUUGGCAGGGGACUUGAAAAAGGAGCUCAGGAAAUUAGGAAAUCGCGUGAAUGGAGUAGAGGAAAGUGCGAAUGAGCUGACUGCGAGUGUUUUGGAGGAUGUAGAACAAGUUCUCAGAACGAUAGAUGAUCUGGUCCCUUUCCUACAACUGGCGCUUCAAUCAUGCGGUGCACAGCUGACGGGCGCACUACCCUCAAGCAUAUCACCGAGCCGACUGCUUCAAGCUUCCACUGCGGUAGCUCUAGCGUCCAGCCGCUUUCAAGCGCAUAAGACGUUCGGCCCCACACAACCACCCGAUCCAGUGCAAGUCGGACCGUCCUUUCCAGCUCGCGUUUACUCACUGUUUCAAUCUUCGGCUCGAGCCAAAGGGGUUGCGGACUGGACAUGGAAGGAGGAUUAUGCAAAAGCAUCUGUGACAGUGCAACGAGUCCCCGCUGAUCUUCAAAACCUGACGGAGGAUGAACGAGCGUCUGCAGAGGCUGCUCCACUACGCUCUCGAAUUUCUUACGAACUGCUUGUCACUGAGGACCUAAAUGAUGGACGCUAUCACGACGAGUUAGAAGGUGUUUCAGUUACGCCUGGCGAGAUGGUGCCUGGCCGCAAAACGCGAAUACCUGUGACGGACCUUCAGCGCCUUUAUUAUUCCAGAUCAGGUGAACUAUUGAAUAUUGACACAAAAUCAUUGAAGGCGGAUCCCAGCCCAGUUUUGGUUGUCAAGAUAGUCAAAGGUACACGGUUUCUCUCCGCACAAGAAAAUGAAGAUGGUACGCCUUUGCGGUUGCAAGACUCAGGCGCCAGAGUGGAAUACCUGGCAUUUGAGUUGUAUCGCGAGGACGACGCAACAGAAAGUGAGGAAGAAGAGGAAGACAUUGAAGGUGAGGAGGAGGAGGUAAAAGAUGCGAGGCCCGAUCAGGACAAAAGAGUCAAAGAUCGCUACUAUCCCGCGUCCAACCCUCCUCCUGCAAUUGGUCUUCUGAGCGUCCUUGAAUAUAUUCUCCGCUUGACAGCACUGGAAGUUUCUGAGCAGCGACCGCAUCUCGACGUACCCGAUGAAAAAUUAAACCUUUACCUUAGCAAUGAAGCAGAUGCAAUGAAAUCCCGAGAGAUUGAUUACGGUCGCACUGAAACAGCGCUGGCACCUUCCAAUUCCCUUCGUAGGUCUAUGGUAGGGUCAGGAUCAGUGGGAAUGGAAAGCCCAUUGGCAAGGAGGCCAGGACAAACCAGGUUCAUGGACAGACUGCUUGGAGCAAAAUCCAGUGAAUCUGGAGAUAAAUCUGAAUAAAUUGUGUAAUUCUUUUUACUUUA